Molecule: messenger RNA, 2024 nt
Organism: Pistacia vera
Lineage: Eukaryota; Viridiplantae; Streptophyta; Magnoliopsida; Sapindales; Anacardiaceae
Product: probable sucrose-phosphate synthase 4
Molecular function (GO): glycosyltransferase activity
Source: RefSeq, a predicted model, not a curated record
AUGAGAGAAAGAGGUGAACAUUUAGAUUGUAUUGGCAUGGUAAAAUAUGUUGUUGCACUUGCAACAGCCUUGGCCAACACUAAAGGAGUUCAUCGUGUGGAUCUCUUUACAAGGUAAAUUGCCUCACCAGAAGUAGACUCUAGCAAUGGCGAACCCACUGAGACGUUGUCUUGCCCCGUCGACGGUAGUGGCAGUUGCGGAGCCUAUAUCAUCUGCAUCCCCUAUGGUGCUCGCGAUAAGUAUAUAGCAAAAGAGUCACUUUGGCAACACAUACUUGAAUUUGUUGAUGGUGCAAUAAACCACAUUGUUAACAUGGCAAGGGCUUUAGGUGAACAAGUGAAUGGAGGAAAGCCAACAUGUCCCUAUGUGAUCCAUGGCCACUACGCUGAUGCAGGAGAAGAGGUGGCAGCUCACGUCUCUGGCGCCUUGAACGUGCCAAUGGUGCACGGGCACUCAUUGGGGCGGAACAAGUUCGAACAAUUGCUUAAGAAAGGGAGGCUGCCUAAGGACAUAAAUGCAACAUACAAGAUAAUGAGGAGGAUUGAAGCUGAAGAGAUGGGGCUGGAUGCUGCUGAAAUGGUGGUGACUAGCACCAGACAAGGAUGGUGGUAUAAUGACCUCGAUCCGCACUUUGGUCAUAGUUCACGUGCUGAUCACUUUUGUUGCAUCAGGUUAUACCACCAAGGAUAUGUAACAACACAAGAUUCAUUGGAAGGUGAUGCUAAUCUCAAAUCAUUGCUUAGCUCUAAUAGAAAUAACAGAAGGCAUCUACCCUCCAAUAUGAUGUGUUUUAAUACCAUCUAUUUGUUUAAUAUGAUUUUCCCUUGCAGAUAAAAUCCUCACAAGCUAACUAUACUAGCAUUGUCUCGUCUUGACCACAAGAAAAAUGUCACCACAUUGCUCAAGGCUAUUGGGGAGUGCCAACCCCUCGAAAAGCCAGCCAACAUGACACUGAUACUGGGAAACAGAGAUGACAUUGAAGAGAUGUCUAAUAGCAGUUCAGUUGUUCUUACCACUGUUCUAAAGCUCAUCAACAAGUACGACUUGUACCAUCAGGUGGCUUAUCCGAAGCAUCAUAAGCAAUCCGAAGUUCUUGAAAUUUAUUGUUUGGCUGCGAAAACAAAGGGAGUUUUCAUCAAUCCAGCUCUUGUGGAACCGUUCGGUCUCACACUCAUCGAGGCAGCUGCCUAUGGUCUUCCUAUUGUUGCCACAAAGAACGGGGAACCUGUGGACAUUGUGAAGCUUAACAAUGGUCUCCUAAUUGACCCGCAUGAUCAGAAAGCCAUAGCAGAUGUCCUCCUAAAGCUGGUUGCUGACAAAAACAUGUGGUCUGAUUGUCUAAAAAAUGGACUCAAGAAUAUCCACCACUUUUCAUGGACAGAACACUGCCGUAACUACCUCUCACAUGUAGAACAGUGCAGGACCCGUCACCCCACCACACGUCUUGAGAUCAUGAAAGUUCCUGAAGAACCAUCCUUAUUGUUAUCAAGCCGCACUUCCCUACAGAAAGAACGUCGCCAAAGGCUGCAGAUGAGAGGAUUCCGAUGCAACCUUGUCUACACACGUGCAGCAUCAAGGUUAAACGUGGUACCACUAUUUGCAUCAAGAAAACAAGCUCUAAGGUAUCUAUCAAUUAGGUGGGGAAUUGAUCUUUCAAAAACUGUAGUGUUUGUGUGAGAUAGAGGAGACAGAGACUAUGAAAAUCUGCUGGCUGGCCUCCAAAAGACUGUAAUUGUAAGAGGCACCGUGGACUGUGGCAGUGAGAAGCUUCUUCAUGGUGAAGAGAGUUCUAAAAGAGAAGAUUCAGUUCCACAAGACAGCCCGAACAUUGCCCAUGUGGAGGGAAGUUAUGAAGCCCAGGAUAUCUCUGCAGCUCUGAAGGUUCUUGAGAUCAAGUGAUUAUGAUCUUUACUAUAUUUUCCUUUUAAGUGUUUAUAUUCUCAUCGUUAAUGCAAAAGCAAGGAUAUAAGAACCAUAUAUACAAGAAUAUACAUCUCAACUUGUGAGAUAUUUCAAUUGUACAA